This is a messenger RNA of Loxodonta africana (African savanna elephant), 2955 nucleotides long. It is a transcript of the gene RTN1, whose product is annotated as reticulon 1. The record is from RefSeq and is a predicted model, not a curated record. Gene Ontology annotation, biological process: neuron differentiation; endoplasmic reticulum tubular network formation; brain development. Lineage: Eukaryota; Metazoa; Chordata; Mammalia; Proboscidea; Elephantidae. Bases 1 to 2298 code for a protein of 765 amino acids. The transcript has 8 exons. Gene Ontology annotation, cellular component: neuron projection; endoplasmic reticulum membrane; postsynaptic density.
AUGGCCACUCCGCCGGAUCCGCGAGACGAGCUGCUGCCGCUGGCCGGCCCCGGGUCCCAGUGGUUCGGGGACCGGGGGGAGGGGGAGGACGAGGCGGUGACGCUGAAAGGGGGCAAGCCGACGCCGCCGGCGGGGGAGCCCGGCCGGGGCUCGGACGCCGGGGCCGGGGAAGAGGGGACGCUGGAACCGGGCGCGGGCUCCGCCCGGCCGCCGCCCGUUGCCAUGGAAACUGCAUCCACAGGUGUGCCAGAUGCCCCCAGGUUCAUGGAUCAUACCUUUUCAACAACAUUAAGAGAUGGAGAAGGAACCUGUUACACGUCUCUUAUUUCCGACAUCCGUUACCCACCUCAGGUGGAUUCUACGUAUUUCACUGGAAUUCUGCAGAAGGAAAAUGGCCAUGUCACCAGUUCAGAGAGCCCUGAAGAGUUGUGUACUGCUGGACCCUCCUUGCCAGAUGUGCCUAGCACAGAGCCUCUUGGCUUAUUUAGUUCUGAUUCCGGAAUAGAGAUGACUCCUGCAGAGUCUAUGGAAGUGAACAAGAUCUUAGCAGACCCUCUGGACCAGAUGAAAGCAGAAGCCUAUAAAUACAUUGACAUAACCAGGCCAGAAGAAGUCAAGCAACAGGAGCAAUGUCACUCCAAGUUGGAGGAUAAAGACUUAGACUUCAAGAAUAAAGACACGGGGAGCUCAACAAAAUUAGAAGGGGUCCGUGAACCCGAGAAACCAGUUCCUGUGGAAGGAAAGAUCAUCAAGGACCAUUUAUUUGAAGAGUCAACAUAUGCACCUUAUGUGGAUGAUCUCCGUGAAGAACAGCACAGUGCUGCUCCUGUGAUCACAGCCCCCGUCAAAAUCACGCUGACUGAGAUCGAGCCUUCAGUUGAGGCUGCUACCCAGGAGAAGACCCCUGAGAAGCAAGACAUCUGCCUGAAACCAAGUCCCGACACAGUCCCCACUGUCACUGUCUCAGAGCCUGAGGAUGACAGUCCAGGAUCUGUCACUCCUCCAUCUUCUGGAACAGAACCAUCUGCUGCAGAAUCGCAGGGGAAAUGCAGCAUCUCUGAGGAUGAGCUGAUCACUGCCAUUAAAGAAGCAAAGGGGUUAUCAUAUGAAACCACAGAGAGCCCACGGCCGGUGGGCCAGGUGGCCGACAGGCCUGAGGCCAAGGCUAAGUCCGGGCUGCCGGCUAUCCCCAGCCCCCUGGACCAUGAGGCCAGCAGCGCGGAGUCGGGAGACUCGGAGAUAGAGCUGGUGUCCGAGGACCCGCUGGCUGCUGAGGACGCACUGGCCUCGGGCUACGUGACCUUUGGCCACUUGAGUGGCCCGCCGCCCUCGCCGGCCUCCCCGUCCAUCCAGUACAGCAUCCUCAGGGAGGAACGCGAGGCUGAGCUGGACAGCGAGCUCAUCAUCGAGUCGUGCGAUGCCUCCUCAGCCUCAGAGGAGAGCCCCAAGCGGGAGCAGGACUCGCCCCCGGUGAAGCCGGGCGCCCUGGACGCCAUCCGGGAGGAGACGGGCGCCCGGGCCGAGGAGGGCGCGCCGAGCCGGCGGGGCCAGGCCGAGCCCGACCCCGGCCCCUUCAAGUUCCCCUCGGCUGCCCCCGAGACCCGCCCCGAGCUGCCCUCCGGAGACCAAGCCGCGGCGCCCGAGGGGCCCACGUCGCCGCGGAGACCUGCGGAAGAUGCGAGUUCAAGCCCAAGUCCCGUGGCCGCAAAGGGCCCAGGGCCGCGAGGGGCCGACGCAGCGCCCUCUCUGCUGUUUCUAAAUAAGCAAAAAGCUAUUGACCUGCUCUACUGGCGGGACAUCAAGCAGACAGGAAUAGUGUUUGGGAGCUUCCUGCUGCUGCUCUUCUCCCUGACCCAGUUCAGCGUUGUGAGUGUCGUGGCCUAUCUGGCCCUUGCUGCGCUCUCAGCCACCAUCAGUUUCCGCAUCUACAAGUCUGUUUUACAAGCUGUGCAGAAGACCGACGAGGGCCACCCUUUCAAGGCCUACUUGGAGCUCGAGAUCACCCUUUCUCAGGAGCAGAUUCAGAAGUACACCGACUGCCUGCAGUUCUACGUGAACAACACGCUUAAAGAGCUGAGGAGGCUCUUUCUCGUCCAGGACCUGGUGGAUUCCUUAAAAUUUGCAGUGCUGAUGUGGCUCCUGACUUAUGUUGGCGCUCUCUUCAACGGCCUGACCCUGCUGCUCAUGGCUGUGGUUUCAAUGUUUACUCUACCUGUAGUGUAUGUUAAACACCAGGCACAGAUUGACCAAUAUCUGGGACUUGUGAGGACUCACAUAAAUUCGAUUGUGGCAAAGUAAGUUACAUAGUGUAAUUCAUAAACAGGAGAGAUUAUUUUGGGCAGGCGUUUGAGUGGAUUAGGUAGGGGUAAUAAAAAGGUAGCAAAAUAAUAGGUUGACUUAUGAUUUUCACUCACUUAUUUAAGUAAUAUAUUCAUUCCCUUCCCAAUUAGAUUAUUUCAGAAAACAAGUGUAAAUUUUAAAACUCUCAAUUAAACCAAACCUUCGGUGGGUUAUUUCAGGUAUCAUAAUGAAUGGGUAUGAUAAAGAUAUUAAGGACUCUCUGGGGACUGGGCCAUGUCCAUGAAUGAGAUUGGCUGUUGGAAAGAACGAUACCUGAUUUGGAAAAAUAAAAUUAAUUUAUAACAAUUUAAUUGAAAUAAAAACAAGUUAAAAACAUUACUAAUUUUUAAGUAAUAUUACUAAUUUUUUUAAACCAUUAAAAUUAUUUUCUAAAAACUUUAAAUGUUUUAAGAUCUGUAAAAUUUCUAUUACCUAAGUGUUUUAAAUUAUGUCAUUUCACCUCGACAAGUAUGUAUGUGUGUUUGUUUAAUUAAGUCAGAAUCGACUCAAAAGCAGCUAACAACAACAAUAACUUUAUGGGAUACCUUACGUAUUAAAAGAUUAAGAUUCUAGUUACAAGUAUCCACGGCUGACAUGGUCAUUAAACUUUGCAGU